Molecule: messenger RNA, 3276 nt
Organism: Macaca mulatta (Rhesus monkey)
Lineage: Eukaryota; Metazoa; Chordata; Mammalia; Primates; Cercopithecidae
Source: RefSeq, a predicted model, not a curated record
AGAAGAGUGCACAUGAUAGACAGAGUGGCAGAUAGGUUUCUGGUGAGCCCCUGCCUCUGAGAGCUCCUGGGUUAGUGGGAGGCAGAGGCGGGCAGACCUAGGGUGCACACGGGCCAGCCUGCCAAGGCUACAGAAGGAAAGGACAGCAUUGCAAUGGAGGGGCCUGGCUAAUGGGGGAAGAUGGGAAAGCUUCCCGGGGAAGCGGCACCCGGGCUGCUGAGCCUACAGGACGGGUGAACGGCAGCCAGUGCCAGAGCGGGGAGUGCUAUGGAGUGGGGACUGCUUUCCACGAAGAAUGAGCAACAGGUGCCCAGGCCCUGAGUCUGAAGGUACCCCGGGGCUCUGGAGAACACAUUCAACCACCCAUGCUGUUUAUUAAGCUCAACUGCCUGCCAGGAACUUGUCUAUGAGUGGGGAUGGAUUGAGAAUCUCCAAGACAAGGCUUCUGGCCUGGUGGAGGUCAUGUUCUCAUGAAAGGAGCUGGUGAACACGGAAGGUCAUUUCAGAUGGCAAGAGGAGGUGGCACUGACGUUGAGGGUGGAAAGGACCCGUCUCCUUCUGCUGCCCACCUAAUGUUGCCACUAAGAUUCCCUGAGGACAAUGCCUCUGUCCCUCAGCCUGGGACUUCCAAAGAGGUUAGACUGCCCCCCCUCCCCAGGACCCAGAAUCAGGGUGUUCAGGGAUGGAGGAUGGGGAGAGAGCAAGGCAGCCACCCCCAACCCCUCCAGGAAGGAGCUAGGAGAACCCAAGCGUCAGGCUGCCCAGUCCGAGCCCUGUGGUGACAAGGGCCCUUUUGUGCCCCCCUCCCCCGGGGGUAGGGAGGAGCUGGGCCCUGGAGGCAGGCGGCCCCUGGCACCCAGGGGGAGGGGAGGGGCUGGCAAGUGGGGGCCUAGACCCUGGGAGGCAGGGGACUGCGAGCUGGGCCGGCGGAGCAGAGGUGCAGAAGCAACUGCGUCCAAGCUGUCUGGCAGCUUCAGGUGGACCCAGAAGACGUUCCCAACUCAGGGAGACUCAGCGAUCACUCACUUGCUGUACAGAAUGAUAUUCCUCACGGCACUGCCUCUGUUCUGGAUUAUGAUUUCAGCCUCCCGAGGGGGUCACUGGGGUGCCUGGAUGCCCUCGUCCAUCUCGGCCUUCGAAGGCACGUGCGUCUCCAUCCCCUGCCGCUUUGACUUCCCGGAUGAGCUGCGGCCCGCCGUGGUGCAUGGCGUCUGGUACUUCAAUAGCCCCUACCCCAAGAACUACCCUCCGGUGGUCUUCAAGUCGCGCACCCAAGUCGUACACGAGAGCUUCCAGGGCCGCAGCCGCCUCCUGGGGGACCUGGGCCUGCGCAACUGCACCCUCCUGCUCAGCAACGUCAGCCCCGAGCUGGGCGGGAAGUACUAUUUCCGUGGGGACCUGGGCGGCUACAACCAGUACACCUUCUCAGAGCACAGCGUCCUGGACAUCAUCAACACCCCCAACAUCGUAGUGCCCCCAGAGGUGGUGGCAGGCACGGAAGUGGAGGUCAGCUGCAUGGUGCCAGACAACUGCCCAGAGCUGCGUCCUGAGCUGAGCUGGCUGGGCCACGAGGGGCUGGGGGAGCCCGCUGUGCUGGGCCGGCUGCGGGAGGACGAGGGCACCUGGGUGCAGGUGUCGCUGCUGCACUUCGUGCCCACGAGGGAGGCCAACGGCCACCGGCUGGGCUGCCAGGCCUCCUUCCCCAACACCACCCUGCAGUUCGAAGGCUACGCCAGCCUGGACGUCAAGUACCCCCCGGUGAUUGUGGAGAUGAACUCCUCGGUGGAAGCCAUCGAGGGCUCCCACGUGAGCCUGCUCUGUGGGGCUGACAGCAACCCGCCGCCGCUGCUGACCUGGAUGCGGGACGGGACGGUGCUCCGGGAGGCCGUGGCCGAGAGCCUGCUCCUGGAGCUGGAGGAGGUGACCCCCGCCGAGGACGGCGUCUACGCCUGCCUGGCCGAGAAUGCCUACGGCCAGGACAACCGCACCGUGGGGCUCAGUGUCAUGUAUGCACCCUGGAAGCCGACGGUGAACGGGACCAUGGUGGCCGUAGAGGGGGAGACAGUCUCUAUCUUGUGCUCUACGCAGAGCAACCCGGACCCUAUUCUCACCAUCUUCAAGGAGAAGCAGAUCCUGGCUACAGUCAUCUACGAGAGCGAGCUGCAGCUGGAGCUGCCGGCCGUGUCGCCCGAGGAUGAUGGAGAGUACUGGUGCGUGGCUGAGAACCAGUAUGGCCAGAGGGCCACCGCCUUCAACCUGUCUGUGGAGUUCGCUCCUGUGCUCCUCCUGGAGUCCCACUGCGCGGCAGCCCGAGACACGGUGCAGUGCCUGUGCGUGGUGAAGUCCAACCCGGAGCCAUCCGUGGCCUUUGAGCUGCCGUCGCGCAAUGUGACCGUGAACGAGAGCGAGCGGGGGUUCGUGUACUCCGAGCGCAGCGGCCUGGUGCUCACCAGCAUCCUCACGCUGCGGGGGCAGGCCCAGGCCCCGCCCCGCGUCAUCUGCACCGCGAGGAACCUCUAUGGCGCCAAGAGCCUGGAGCUGCCCUUCCAGGGAGCCCAUCGACUGAUGUGGGCCAAGAUCGGGCCUGUGGGCGCUGUGGUCGCCUUUGCCAUCCUGAUUGCCAUCGUCUGCUACAUUACCCAGACACGCAGGAAAAAGAACGUGACAGAGAGCCCCAGCUUCUCGGCAGGGGACAGCCCUGCCGUCCUGUUCAGCAGCGACUUCCGCAUCUCGGGGGCACCAGAGAAGUACGAGAGCGAGAGGCGCCUGGGAUCUGAGAGGAGGCUGCUGGGCCUUCGGGGAGAACCCCCAGAGCUGGACCUGAGCUAUUCUCACUCGGACCUGGGGAAACGGCCCACCAAGGACAGCUACACACUGACGGAGGAGCUAGCUGAGUAUGCUGAAAUCCGGGUCAAGUGAAGGAGCUGGGGGCAGCCCAUGUGGCUGACCCCCCUCAGGACCCUCGCUGGCCCCCACUGGCUGCGGGCUCCCUUCCUCCCAAAAGUAGCGGGGGCUGGGGCAGGAGGGGAAUGAGGCAGGUGACAGUGAGGUCCUGGGGACCUGACCUUCCCCUCCUUCCCAGCUGCCCCUCCCUGCCAACACCCCCACGCCCUCAUUACGGCUCCUCUCCAACCACCUUUACCCUCAUCUGUCCGGAGAGGAGCUCUGUCUGUCCGUGUUAUUUAUUGCUACUUCCUGCCUGGUCUCCUGCCCCGACACCUGGCCCCAGGGCCUGUACAAAAGGGACAUGAAAUAAAUGCCCCGAAGCUAAAGCCA